AUGUUGUUCUCUUCCCUUCUUUUUCCCUUUUCUGCUCUCUUUCUUUUUCCUAUUCUUUACCCCCAUGUUCUCUUUCUUUCUAUAUUUCCCUUUCUUUGCUUCUCCUUUCUCUUCUUUUCUGCUCUAAUUCACAUUACGUGUCCCUUUCUUCUCUCUCUCUCUCUCUCUUGCACUUUACUAUCUUCUCUUUUUCCCCUCUCUCUCUCUCUCUCUCUCUCUCUCUCUCUAACAUCUUUCUUUUUUUACCCUCUAUUUCUAAAUUCAUUCUUCUUUACCUUGACAUACUCUCUCUCUCUCUUUCUUCCUUCCUUUGACCUUUAUUCUCUCUAUUCCAUUUACUCUCUGGCCAUUCUCUCUCUAAUUCACACUUGUCACUUUCCUUAUCUCUUUUCACUCUUCUCUCUAAAAAACCUUAUCCACCCUCUUUUCAUCUUUCUGUUCUUUUCUAUCUCCAAAUUAGUCUUUCUUUUCUCUAUAGUUUCAGUUUCCAAUCUCUGUCUUUCAAGCUGUUUUCUCUCUAUUUUUCUUGCAAUCUCUCUUCUUUCUUUGCCACCCUCUCUCACAAACCCUUUCUAUUUCUCUUCUCCAUUAUCAUAUAUCUAUCUCUAUUUUUCUUCACUCUCCUUUUCACCCUUCCACUUUCCUUUCUUUCUCAUUUUUUUUUUCUCUUUCCACUCCUCUUCUUGCUGA
Messenger RNA from Acanthosepion pharaonis, 690 nucleotides. Lineage: Eukaryota; Metazoa; Mollusca; Cephalopoda; Sepiida; Sepiidae. The record is from the annotation of a GenBank genome assembly.